Molecule: messenger RNA, 2531 nt
Organism: Galeopterus variegatus (Sunda flying lemur)
Lineage: Eukaryota; Metazoa; Chordata; Mammalia; Dermoptera; Cynocephalidae
Product: ATP-dependent RNA helicase DDX19B
Exons: 13
Coding region: 57-1496 (479 amino acids)
Biological process (GO): poly(A)+ mRNA export from nucleus
Cellular component (GO): nucleus; cytoplasmic stress granule
Molecular function (GO): RNA helicase activity; ATP binding; RNA binding
Source: RefSeq, a predicted model, not a curated record
GCGCCGCGCCAUCCGCCGAGGCCGCCAGCGCGAGCGUCCCACCCGCGCCCGGGACCAUGGCCACCGACUCGUGGGCCCUGGCAGUGGACGAGCAGGAAGCGGCGGCCGAGUCAUUGAGCAACUUGCAUCUUAAGGAAGAGAAAAUCAAACCAGAUGCCAAUGGUGCUGUUGUCAAGACCAAUGCUAAUGCAGAGAAGGCAGAUGAAGAAGAGAAAGAGGAUAGAGCUGCCCAGUCCUUACUCAACAAGCUGAUCAGAAGCAAUCUUGUCGAUAACACAAACCAAGUGGAAGUCCUGCAGCGGGAUCCAAACUCCCCCCUCUACUCGGUGAAGUCUUUUGAAGAGCUUCGGCUGAAACCACAGCUUCUCCAGGGAGUCUAUGCCAUGGGUUUCAACCGUCCAUCCAAGAUACAAGAGAACGCAUUGCCUUUGAUGCUUGCUGAACCCCCACAGAACUUAAUUGCCCAGUCUCAGUCUGGUACUGGUAAAACAGCUGCCUUUGUGUUGGCCAUGCUCAGCCAAGUAGAACCUGCAAACAGAUAUCCUCAGUGUCUGUGCCUCUCCCCAACAUAUGAGCUCGCCCUUCAAACAGGAAAAGUGAUUGAACAGAUGGGCAAAUUUUACCCUGAACUGAAGCUAGCUUAUGCUGUUCGAGGCAAUAAAUUGGAAAGAGGUCAGAAGAUCAGUGAGCAGAUUGUCAUUGGCACGCCUGGGACUGUCCUGGACUGGUGCUCUAAGCUCAAGUUCAUUGACCCCAGAAAGAUCAAGGUGUUUGUCCUGGAUGAGGCUGAUGUAAUGAUAGCUACCCAGGGCCAUCAAGAUCAGAGCAUCCGCAUCCAGAGGAUGCUGCCCAGGAACUGUCAGAUGCUGCUUUUCUCUGCCACCUUUGAAGAUUCUGUGUGGAAGUUUGCCCAGAAAGUGGUCCCGGACCCAAACGUUAUCAAACUGAAGCGCGAGGAGGAGACAUUGGACACCAUCAAGCAGUAUUACGUCCUUUGCAAUAACAGAGACGAGAAGUUCCAGGCCUUGUGUAACCUGUACGGGGCCAUCACCAUUGCCCAAGCUAUGAUCUUCUGCCAUACCCGCAAAACAGCUAGUUGGCUGGCAGCAGAGCUCUCAAAAGAGGGCCACCAGGUGGCUCUGCUGAGUGGUGAAAUGAUGGUGGAGCAGAGGGCUGCGGUGAUUGAGCGCUUCCGAGAGGGCAAAGAGAAGGUCCUGGUGACCACCAACGUGUGUGCCCGAGGUAUCGAUGUUGAACAAGUAUCUGUUGUCAUCAACUUUGAUCUUCCCGUGGACAAGGAUGGGAACCCAGACAACGAGACCUACCUGCACCGGAUCGGGCGCACCGGCCGCUUCGGCAAGAGGGGCCUGGCAGUGAACAUGGUUGACAGCAAGCACAGCAUGAAUGUUCUGAACAGAAUCCAGGAGCAUUUUAAUAAGAAGAUAGAAAGAUUGGACACGGAUGAUUUGGACGAGAUUGAGAAAAUAGCCAACUGAGAAGUGGCACCAUCACUGGGGCCCACCCUUGGCACUGCCCUGUUUGGGAGACCAGUGCUUUCACUGCCCAGGCCUUGACAGUCACCACAAAGAUGAAGGCAUGAGAAGAGAGAAACUACCUACCUCAUUUUAAAUUAUGUUUGGACUUAACAAAAAUUUGUGCAAAUAAUGAGGGAAAAUAGAUAGAAAUUUUUGCAUUUUGGAAAAUUUCUCCUCCUAUUUUUCCUCCUAUUUUUAAGCCACAUUUUCCCCCAUCAUUAGGGUAACCUGGUCGCUAUUGAUAAUGGCUGGUUCCAGGACCCCCUGCCUGUUUUUUGGCUAGGGGUGGUGGGAGCAGCCUCCAGCACCUAAAGAAAUGAUGGAGGUAGAAGUGGUGCGGCAGAGGCCAGGACGGAGCCAGCAAGCUGCAGCAGGGACCUGGGCACUGCCCCUCGGUUCCUUCACUGGAACCGUUUUCCUUCUCCUAAAAUCCAGAGAUGUUCCAGCUGGUCUGUGGCAGACAAUAUCCCUGUUUCUUCCUGAUGAGCAUCUUGGCUAGUUUUGUAAACUUCAGAUUUGGGGAGAAACACAGAAGUCAUUGAAUCUCAGCCUCCUGAGAGUGAUUGGUCUGUCAAGGGUAGAUGAAUCCUCUGAGGGUCUGGGCCUGCCUUCUCCUUCCACUUGCUUCAUCUGCUCAGGCCCCUGUGCUCAGCCAGGAGAUACCGGGUGAUCUUCUGAACACACGCCUGGCCGAGUGAGUUAUCCCUGAGCUGGCACAGCAUGCCUGGAGCCAAGCAGCAGUUUGGAAAGGAAGUUACAAUCAAGUGAAAACUCUGAUUAUGCUCUUCAUCCGUAACGGUGGACUUUAUGGGUUCUAUUAAUUCAUACAUAGUAUGAAUAAGGACAGAUAAAUUAUAGCUAUACGCAUCAUUCAUUAUGUUAAGCCAUUUUAAAGUAAUUAUGAGAAACGCUUUACUAAUCAUGCUUUGUUUUUGUAUUUUUCUGCUUAUUAGACUGAUAUAUACUCAUUAAAAAAUGUGUGCGUGUGUGUAUAAA